Molecule: messenger RNA, 782 nt
Organism: Phytophthora infestans T30-4
Lineage: Eukaryota; Oomycota; Peronosporomycetes; Peronosporales; Peronosporaceae
Exons: 2
Coding region: 37-591 (184 amino acids)
Source: RefSeq, a predicted model, not a curated record
CUCCUCACACGUAAAGAUUCAGAAGUGCCCGCCAACAUGAGCCUCUUGCCCACUUCCCGCGUGCUUACCAAGCGCGCCGGUGCCUUCAUGGCGCCUUUAGCCAGUCGCAACAUUUACACGAAGGGCCUGGCCAAGGACAUGAUGAGCAAAUCUUGUUACAAUGGCGUUAACUUCAUCAUUCCCGAGAAGGCGACUGUGUUCGAGGCGCUGAAGCGCAUGGCAGGCAUUAAUUUGGGCUGCCUCGCCGUCAGCAGCGACGAUGACAAGUUCGUAGGAAUUCUCACGGAGCGAGAUUACCUGAAGAAGGUGGAGCUUCAAGGACUCACGGCUAAGGACACACUUGUGAAACAGAUCAUGACGAACCGUGCACGUCUGACCGUCGCGAAGGAGAACGAGACUCCCAGUCAGCUUAUGACCAAGAUGCUCUCCAGUGAUGUUCGCCACCUUCCCGUGGUGAAUGACGAUGGCAACCUGAUCGGCAUGCUGUCCAUCAAGGACAUUGUGCGCGAGAUCAACCGCGAGCAUGACGCCGAUAUGGAUACGCUCAGUAAUUUCGCCAUGGGCCACGGCGGUCACUUCGUGCUGGACUAAAAUAAAGCCAACACCGACUGCUGCCGAGGAAUGAGUUAUCCACACACACCUCACUUGAUUUACCGGAAGCUGCUGUGCUCAUCUCUUUGCUCCUAGCGAACCGAACUCGAGCAAUGCUGCGCAUUUAUCCCGUUUGCAUGAGCUGCUGGGCUAGUUAAAUCACGAAUGCGAGCAGUACAGUUGACCUUGUU